AUGGGAAUCAACACCACAGAGCACGGAAAAGUCCAGAACCACCUGCAGGACCAGAGGUCGGCGAACUCAUUGGCUGUGUGUCCGGUGUUGUCGGUGCAACCUACCCGGGCACUGGUGGAUGAGAAGUUUCAGAUAGUUGUGAGAAAUCUACACCCAAAACAAGAGGUGACGGUCCAUUCUUUACAUCACUCUGAGGAUAAAGACUACUGGGAGGCGUUUGGCCAUUAUAUCAGCGACGAAAAUGGAACCGUUACAGUCAUGGAAGAUGCAAGCCGUGGUGGGACCUACACUGGAACUGAACCCAUGGGCCUACUUUGGAGCCUGCGGCCCAUUCCCGGUAGCAGACACGGGCUCAGGUUGCGAAAGAGGAACGUUCUGUCUCCAAUGGUGGUGAACAUAUCCGUCUACAAAGGUCACAUGAACCAGGGGUUUUCUGAAGAGGCCGCAUUGGCGACGGUUGUCACAGAGAGAUGGUACCUGGCGCCAGGUGUGCAGCGUGUGGACAUUAGGGAACAAGGGGUCAAAGGCACACUCUUCAUACCACCAGGCCUGGGGCCCUUUGCUGCAGUCCUGGACAUAUGGGGAGGGGGAGGGGGGCUGGUGGAGUACCGGGCCGCCCUCCUGGCAUCACAUGGCUUUGUUGCUUUGGCGUUGGAAUACCUCACUCUGAAUAAAAAGCAGACGUUGGAUAUUGAGACCGGGUACUUUGAGAUGGCGUAUCAUAUCCUGCAGUCCCUGCCUCAGGUGUCUUCAGAUAGAGUGGCUGUGCUUGGCCUGUCCUUGGGGGCGUCAAUCACCCUCACACUCGCAGCAUACUCUAAAACCGCCAAGCCCCGGUGCUGUGUGUGUAUCAGUGGUAGUCAUGUUCACCCUGUCAACAAGAGCCUCUUUGAGAUCCUCCAGCAGAUGAACCAGUAAGUACAGUGGGAACUAGUUGGGGGGAAAAAGUGGCGGAUGACAUACCAAACGUGUUUUGUAUAAAAGUGUCUUUCUUUUUUUUGCUAAAGAAGUUA
Messenger RNA from Clupea harengus (Atlantic herring), 1013 nucleotides. RefSeq names its product peroxisomal succinyl-coenzyme A thioesterase-like. The record is from RefSeq and is a predicted model, not a curated record. Bases 1 to 918 code for a protein of 305 amino acids. Gene Ontology annotation, biological process: acyl-CoA metabolic process; fatty acid metabolic process. NCBI's taxonomy places the organism in Eukaryota, Metazoa, Chordata, Actinopteri, Clupeiformes, Clupeidae. Gene Ontology annotation, molecular function: fatty acyl-CoA hydrolase activity. The transcript has 7 exons.